CGCGAUAGUUGAAUUGGAAUCAGCGAGUAUACGAGGAGGGAAGAAGGGACGCAGGGGGCAGAGACCGAACUCUCAAAUAGAGGAAGGAAAGUAACGAACACUCUAUGGCCAUUUGUCAAUUGUCAUAGUCUCUCUCUCUCUCUCUCUCUCUCUCUCUCUCUCUGUGGUUCCUCAUCCAUUAUUUUUGGUUACAGAGGGGGUUAUGAUGACCUCAGCGUCAGCUCCCUGCUUUUCCCUACCAUUUCCCCACGUAACCCACUGCCCCCCAUUCUAUGCUCAACCUCUCUCCCCCCCUUUCCGACCCUCAAAUGUGUUCAUCCUCCGCCGACUGCCUUCACGGCUUGAAAUCUGGCCACAAAAUCUACUUUGAGGAUGUGACGAUGGGAGCUCCGCCCAAAUCCACUGCUGGCGGGGCCUCCUCUUCCUCUGGGACGGGCACGAAGAAGGGGAGGAGCGGUACUCUUCAAGGAGCUCGGCCUCCAAGGUGUCAGGUCGAGUGCUGUAGCGUAGAUCUGAGUGAUGCCAAGCCUUACUAUUCCAGGCAUAAAGUCUGUAUUUUUCACUCUAAAUCCCCUAAAGUCAUUGUCGCUGGUCUGGAACAGAGGUUUUGCCAGCAGUGCAGCAGAUUUCAUCAGCUUACUGAAUUUGAUCAAGAAAAACGAAGUUGCCGCAGGCGACUUGCAGGCCAUAAUGAACGUCGGCGAAAGCCCCAACCCAGCUCCUUGUUGAUCUCUCCCUAUGCCAGAUUUUCUUCAGCUGUAUUUGAGAGCAAAUCUAGAUAUUUGGCACUUGCUUUGACAGAGAACCGGGGCAGAGUUGGUGGCUUUCUGAUGGAAUUUGCUGCAUACCGUAAGCCAACUCUGGCAUCAACAUCAACAGAGCAAGUUUCAGGGAAUCAAAGCUCAACAACUCCAUGGCAAGGCAACUUGCAGCUUCCUGAACUCUUCUUGCGAGGUUCGAUGGGCAGCAUAAACAGCUUUGGUCCCAGCCAUCUAGGGGAAUGCUUUGCUGGGAUUGCAGACACUAGCUGUGCUCUCUCUCUUCUGUCAAAUCAAACAUGGGGCUUCAGAAACACACUACCAGCUCUUGGGGUGAACAACUUAUGUUUCGAAGGGACAUCCAUCACACAACUUGCUGCAUCUUCUCAUGGCGCUCCCAUGCAUCACCUUUCAAAUGCCUCGGGGUCUUUCAAUGGCAUUGAACCUGACACUUGUUUGCAUGAUGAUGUAGUUGUCCCUGAUCUUGGUGCGGCUCCGAUUUCACUGUCUAACAAUAGUGAACUUCCUGGUGGGCUUGUGAUGCCACAACCUGACAGGCAAUAUGUUGAUCGACAAUCCGAGGCCUACGAGUCUUCUCAGCUGAUGCACUGGUCCCUUUGAUUGUUUCUUUGAUUUCUAGGCUUUAUUUUGCAAUUAAACCUCCAUGAGAUUACAAGAUUAAGUCAAGAAAAUCAGACAAUCUGGCUCUGUUGCUAAAAGCCAGACUGAAAUCUUGUAUUUUGCUUGCAUUGGUUUGCAAACUGACGGAGCAUCAUUUAUAUUUUCAGACUUGUUA
Messenger RNA from Prosopis cineraria, 1554 nucleotides. RefSeq names its product squamosa promoter-binding-like protein 17. The transcript is spliced from 3 exons. Lineage: Eukaryota; Viridiplantae; Streptophyta; Magnoliopsida; Fabales; Fabaceae. Gene Ontology annotation, molecular function: DNA binding. The record is from RefSeq and is a predicted model, not a curated record. Gene Ontology annotation, cellular component: nucleus. Bases 273 to 1379 code for a protein of 368 amino acids.